Messenger RNA from Salarias fasciatus (jewelled blenny), 3507 nucleotides. It is a transcript of the gene jakmip1, whose product is annotated as janus kinase and microtubule interacting protein 1. Bases 627 to 3182 code for a protein of 851 amino acids. NCBI's taxonomy places the organism in Eukaryota, Metazoa, Chordata, Actinopteri, Blenniiformes, Blenniidae. Gene Ontology annotation, molecular function: microtubule binding; kinase binding; GABA receptor binding. The transcript is spliced from 23 exons. The record is from RefSeq and is a predicted model, not a curated record.
CGCGCGGUGUCAUUCUUGAACACGCAGUCAGGUGUCGCGCUUCUAUCACGCUGCCGGUGACGCCCACCGGCGUCUCUUUUUUUCCUGCCGUCCACGUCCGACACCAGCAAGGAAACCGCCUUAUUUAUUUAUUUCCUCCCUCGUGUGUAUGGGAACGGAUGACGUAGCGUGAUUGUAUGCGCGUGGGCGUGGAAGAAAAAUGUCAACGUGCAGCGCGAGAAGGGGAGAAGCCCGGAGCUGAGUCGCCGGGUCCGCAGCCUCAGGAGGGUGUCAGCGGCGAGCGCCUGCUCGGUGGCGGGGGUUGGGUGCUAUAUCUGUGGGGGUAAAGUUCCCGGCGGUCGCCGCGAGCGGUCAGCGCAUCUUCAGGCGCCGGAGGUGAGUUCACCCGCACCGAAGCCCAGCCUCCCUUCCUGGAUGUGAGCACGCAGCGACGCUUCGACGGCAGACCGCUCGGGGAUCGCUGGACGUCCAUUUCGUAACCUCUCCGACAUCGAGCAGCUAUGUAGACUUCUCGGUGACACGCUGGUGAUGCAGGGCCUCGCAGGGAGGAGGAGCAGAGACUGACUCUCCUCCGUUUAGGCACACCCAGCACUCUAUGUCUGUCCUGACUGGACAACUGGAGUGCUAUGUCAUCAACCACACCCCCGUCGGCCCAACCCCAAAAAAAGGGAAGGAAGCCUGAGAAAUCGGAGGUGAUGGCUGAUUCGGUGCCGGCCACCAACGAGGAGCUGAGGAGCAAACUGAUGGAUGUUCAGAUCGAGCUCCAGCAGGAGCGUGGAAAGGUAUGUAAGCUCCGUGAGCGACUCCAGGAGCAGCGGCAGGCCCGAGAGCUCGAGCAGCACAAACAUGCUGUUGCACUCACUGACCUGCGUGCCAAACUUCAUGAAGAGAAGCUUCGUGAGAUCGCCACUGCCCGCGAAGCUCUGGCACGACAGCAUGAGGCUGAACUGGCCAGGACCAUCAAGAUCCGUGACGCCGAGGUGCAGCGGCUCCAGGGCCUCGUGAACGCUCUGAGAGAUGGAGCAGCUGACAAGCUCAAAAACGCUCUGCUCGGAGAGGCUCGGGAGGAGGCCAGGAAGGCUUUUGAUGGGGAGAGACUUAAGCUACAGCAGGAGAUUCAGGAGCAGAAAACAGCCAGGAAACAGGCUGAUGAGGCGCUGGCAAACGCUCUUCAGGCUGAUAAAGCCAAAGCUGCUGAUCUGCGAACGGCCUACCAACAGCACCAAGAUGAGGUGCAUCGUAUCAAACGCGACUGUGAGAAAGACAUCCGCCGACUGAUGGAUGAGCUGAAGGCGAAGGAUCGGGUGAUGUGUGCUCUGGAGCGGGAGCUGGGAGUGCAGGCCGGCUAUGCUCAGAAGCUCCAGCUCCAAAAGGAAGCUCUGGAUGAGCAGCUGGGUCAGGUACGAGAGGCUGAGAGGCACAACCACGGCAGCCCCAAGAGAGAAAUCAUGCCUGGACUCGGGGAAAACCAAGACCUCGUCAACAACCAGGAGGUGGAGGAGCGUGACAUGAGGAGGUUCCAGCUGAAGAUUGCGGAGCUCCACUCAGUCAUCAGGAAGCUGGAGGACAGAAAUGCGCUGCUGGCCGACGAGAGGAAUGAAUUACUAAAGCGUGUUCGAGAAGCAGAAAGUCAGAUGAAGCCCAUGUUCGAGAAAAACAAGCGGCUAUCUAAGAAGAACGAUGACCUCCUGCAAACACUACAGCGCAUGGAGGAGAAACUCAAGAACCUGAGCCGAGAGAACGCCGAGAUGAAGGAAAAAGCCUCCUCUUCCCGUCCACCCUCACAGCAGCAGUGCAUUCAGACCCAGCUGAAGCGUCCGAGCUCCCUGACAGACCUGAGCCAUGCUCACGAGGAGCAGGAAGUGGAGUUUCUCAAGCUGCAGGUUGCUGAGCAACAAGGCAUCAUUGACGAGCUCACGCAGGAACGUGACCGAUUAGUGAUGUGCAAAAAAACCAGAAGAAAACCUCUCAAAAUGUCAAAAAGGCAUGUUGUGGAGACAUAUUUUGGAUUUGAUGAGGAGUCGGUGGACUCCGAGACGUCCUCUCUGACCUCCUAUAACACUGACCUCACUGACCGCACGCCUGCCACCCCGGAGGAGGACCUGGAAGAGAGUGUUUCCCGUGAAGAAUCAGAACUUCGUUUCCGUCAGCUCACCAGAGAGUAUCAGGCUCUUCAGCGGGCUUAUGCCCUCCUGCAGGAGCAGACCGGCGGCUCUCUGGAUGCGGAGAGAGAGGCCAGGACCCGCGAGCAGCUGCAGGUGGAGCUCCACAGCUGUCAGGCCAAGAUUGUUGACCUGGAGAAGGCCCUGGCCGAGAGGGGGCAGGAUUCAAAGUGGGUGGAGGAGAAGCAGUACUUGCUCAGGACCAACCAGGAACUGCACGAGAAGAUGUGUGCCUUGCAGCAGACGGAGUCGAAGCUGCAGGCUGAGGUUCAGGACGCUCGGGACCAGAAUGAGCUGCUGGAGUUCAGGGUGCUGGAACUGGAAGAGAGGGAGCGCAGAUCUCCUGCCCUCAAUCUGCACAUGUCUGCCUUCCCUGAAAACAGCAGCAGUGCCCUGCAGAUCUACUGCCACCAGGAGGGAGUCAAGGAUGUUAUUAUUCCAGAGCUAAUGAAAAAACUGGAUAUUCUAGGUGAUAAUGGGAAUUUGAGGAAUGAGGAGCAGGUAGCUGUGAUUCAAGCCGGAACAGUGAUUUCUCUCUGUGAAAAGUGGUUAAAGCAGAUAGAUAGCACCGAGGCUGCUCUCACGCAGAAGAUGAUUGAUCUGGAAAAUGACAAGGAGCUAUUCAGUAAGCAGAAAGGAUUCCUUGAAGAAGAGUUGGACUACAGGAAGCAGGCCUUGGACCAGGCCUACAUGAGGAUCGAGGAGCUGGAGGCCACGCUGUAUAGCGCUCUGCAGCAGGAGCAGCCGGCAUGCCAGGCGGUGGCUGAGUCGCUGACAGACAGGCAGAGGGAGGAGCUGAGGCUAGCCGUGGACAAGCUGCGGCGUCAGAUUCUCAGGCAGAGCCGGCAGUAUGACAGUCAGAUCUUACAGGAGCGCAUGGAGCUCCUACAGCAGGCCCAGCAGAGAAUUAGAGAGCUGGAGGACAGGAUUGACUUGCAAAAGAGACAAAUAAAGGAAAUAGAGGAAAAGUUUCUGUUCCUCUUUCUGUUUUUCUCUUUAGCAUUUAUUCUUUGGCCUUAAUGAGAAUGACAGUGGAACCACAUCAGGUGUUAAGGUGCUGUGGAUGCAAGCAAGGAUGAAAGAGAAGCAACUUUUUUUAUGCAUAUGUAGACAGUUCACAAAAACCUAAUGGCCUUUUUGAUAAACGCGCACUUUUGCAGAGGACUCCUACCUGGAAUGUGAACCUGUUUGAGAAUUUAAUGCAUACCCAGAUAUUACAUGAGAUUAUUGAGAUUUAUUUAUAGAGUGGUUCUUUAACCUGGACCAUAAAACCUUAACUCCUCCGUGAGAAGCAAACACGUGGAUUUACAAAGAGGAAACUCUGAAUCAGAGGACUGACUUAAAG